AUGGAUCUCUUUGCGAAAGCGGUCAAAAAUGGCAUCGCCAAGGGCUAUGCCAUUGGUCAACAGCAACUCCAACAGCAUCUGGCCAAGCAGCGCGAUAACAAUGUUCAAUAUGGUCGCGACGAGACGAGUGGUUACUAUGGUGCUCAGCCCAGCUCUAGUAGUAAUACUGCUUCAUAUUCGCAAUACCAGCAACACCAGCAACACCAACAUCAACAACAACAACAAUAUGCCGCGGCGUAUCCGUACAACGGAGCGCCGCCACCAUUGCCUCCUAGACAGUACCCGCCUCCUCAGCCGCAGCCAAACUAUAUUGUACAGCAAGCAUCACCAAACUCGCCAGUGAAUCCCGAAAAUAUAACCCCGACGCGACCAGACUUCUCGUACUGCGCCGUACUGCCGCCGCCGCCACCCUCAUACAUGCCGCCAGCUUCUGACGAGGCAACAUACCCACAACACACCUCACCACUGGCUUUGAACGGUCCAAACACAAGCGCAUACGAUGAAAAUUAUGCCAACGGAAACGAAAGAAUGCAGCUCCAUCAAGUGCCCUCCCAGGUUGCCUCUGUGAGCAACCAGCCUGUUCGGACAAACCUUGCACCAGUCGCCGAGGACUUUCAGGGUCGAGAGCCGGCGUAUGUUCGUGACGGUAUGGGAGGCUAUGUUUUGAGAAUAAGCUCGGAACAUGAAUCUCUCGUACGAAAUCAACGCUGUCAAGAAUCAGUUUCAUAUGAUGCCCCUCCGACAGUCGUUCGUCCUUAUACCCGGGCACAACUUGAACCACAGCGCGAGCACACAACUGCCAGUCAGCCACCAACAACAGAGGGACAGCAAACGAAUCAAGUAGUCGAAAAAACCGAAAUGGCACAAGAAAAAAGCCCUGAAUACUUGACGCCACUUUCAGUCGAGCAGCAAAUGUCGAAUCUUGCUUUGAGUGCCGCUCCAGAGCUGCCAAAGGCCGAAUCUCGAGUCCAGAAACCAAAAAAACGCCGUGAGCUCCCUCCUAUACUAGAAGACGGCCCCGGAGAAGAGGUGGUGCGAUUCUGUCCCGAACACAGAUUGGUCGACUAUCCGCUUUACUGGUAUUACUUGAAAGGUCUGCCCAAUUCUCCGAUUUGUACAAGGUGCUAUGCAGACUGCAUUGAGUCUACGCCGUUGGCAGAGAACUUUGAACGAAAGUUGGCCGACAUUGACACUGUUUCAUCUUGCCACUUUCGCUACCCACGGAUACAAAAUGUCAUUUGGCCAGCGGCCUUGAAAACGCACAGCAUUGAUGGGCUCAAGGUGUUCCUGUCCAGCCGUCUUCUUGUCCCUAAUUGCAAGGGACGAACUACCACAACCGGAGCUGACGGAGUGAAAUACUAUAGUAUGAAGAAUGACGAUAUCCCUGGAUUUAUUGCAUGCGAGGCGUGCUUUCAAGAUUGCAUUGCCGACACAGCAUUCGCGCCCCAAUUGGAGCCGUACGCAAAAGUGCAAGGAAAAGAGGACAGGUGGAUCUGCGACGUGAGCAUUCUUCAUGUCAAGAAAGCCUUGGCCGUAUUUUCAAAGAGGAGUGACUGGCCUGGCUUUGUCGAAAGUGCCAGUCGCCGAUUCAAGCUCCCAGCCUGCGACGGCACGGAACUCGCCAGAGGAGACAGCGGCAAUUGGUACACGACUCGGCAGAAAAUGGACAAUUUUCAAGUUUGCGAAGCGUGCUACAUGGAUAAAGUCGAGCUCGACGUGUUUGGCGACGAGUUUGAGCAGAUGCCCGGGCCGGCCGACUUUGACAUGUACAUUGCCUUUCUGCGCCAGCGGUGGACGUGCUCGCUGACGAGCAGCUGCUUGCCCAUGAUGUUUGCGCUGGAUGCAGCAGAGCAGCAGCAAGAUUUUGCCGUCUUUUACAAAGCAGCGACAGCCAUUACCAAGCUCGUGCCUUGCACAAAACACGGCAUCAUACGGGGCAACUGGUGGACAGUCAGCGGGGGGUGCCAGGAUUUCGACCUUUGCGAGGCCUGCUACGAGGGCAUCAUGAAGCCCAACGGCCUCGACAAGUUUCUCGAGUCAAAGCAGCGAGGGCCGGAAGAGACUGUCAUUUGCAACUUUUGUCCUGUGGCGCCGCGUUAUAACGAGUAUCUGAACAAGUUUGCCGAAUCUCUGGACCGCGGCGUAUUUAGCUGCCACGCCGACCACGUUCGGACAUUUGCCGCCGUGCCGGCCUGCCCGGGCCGCGACAGCCUCGCCAAGAGCAAGUGGUGGGGGUACAGCGAGGCGCUCUUUUGCGAGGACUGCUACCUCGUCUUUGUCAAGCACACCCGUCUCGGCGCCCACCUGCCUCUGCAGGGCGUGCACGACGAGCGGGCGCAGAUUUGCCAAAUGUGGUCGCCACGUAUGCGCAAUAUGUGGCGUGCCGUGUGCGACGCGGGCGCGCCGGGUUCUGCCGAAUCAGAGGCUGAGCAGGUUGCAUUUCGCGCCUUUGGCACCAAGAGGCUCGAGGUGUGGCUGCAGACGGUGCCGAGGAUGCAGUUCCUGCGGCACGUCAAGGACAUGAAGAUGCUGCAGGCCAUGCAGCAGGGCCAGCUGAGUCUCAUGUACCAGGGCAUGAAUAGCAUGGCGGUGCUGUCGGGCAGCGCAGACGACGGGAAUAUGCACGGAAACAGCUCGAUUGGCUGGUAUGAGACGGAGAAUGGGGCGACGGGUGCGCAAAUGUUUAACAAUAUGCAGACGGGCAUGGCGGAUGCGGCACGUGCGGAUGGAUGGAUGGAAAUAUUCCAGUUGGAGCUGCUAUGGAAAGAGGUGGAAUGA
Beauveria bassiana ARSEF 2860 is the source of this 2778-nucleotide messenger RNA. RefSeq lists its product as uncharacterized. Bases 1 to 2778 code for a protein of 925 amino acids. Lineage: Eukaryota; Fungi; Ascomycota; Sordariomycetes; Hypocreales; Cordycipitaceae. The transcript is spliced from 2 exons. The record is from RefSeq and is a predicted model, not a curated record.